Coniosporium apollinis CBS 100218 is the source of this 1671-nucleotide messenger RNA. RefSeq lists its product as uncharacterized. Lineage: Eukaryota; Fungi; Ascomycota; Dothideomycetes. The record is from RefSeq and is a predicted model, not a curated record. Bases 1 to 1671 code for a protein of 556 amino acids. The transcript is spliced from 4 exons.
AUGCGCGCCUACGGCCUGCAGUUGCUGGCAAGCGUGUCGCUGCUCGGUCUUGCAACUGCGCAGCAGAAUGACUCUCUUCCCACUGUUGACCUAGGGUAUGAGCUUCAUCAAGCUGCCUACUACAACGAUACUGGCCGCUUCUACAACUUCUCGAAUAUCCGCUUUGCUGCUCCACCGCUCGGCAACCUGCGCUUCGCCGCACCUCAGCCUCCCGCAGUCAACAGAUCAGAAGUCCAGACCGGCAGUGUCGGGCGGAUCUGCCCACAGGCGGCUGGGGCGUGGUCUUCGAUUGCCGCCCAGUUCGUGCCGGCCUACCUGGCCGGUAUACCAUUCAAUGGAACGUCUUCGAGUAGCAAUUCCUCCGGGUCGACGAGCCUCCCCCCGCAAGAUCCGAGGACGUCUGAAGAUUGCCUGUUUUUGGAUGUCGUGGUACCAGAAGAGGUUUUGGGCAAUGCCGGACACGGAUUUGGUGCGCCGGUACUGGUGUGGAUCUAUGGUGGUGGCUAUACCGGAGGCAGCAAAUCGGCCGCGGGCAAUCCCGCUGGUUUGCUCGCGCGAGGCGAAAACAGCACGGCUGAAGGAGUCAUAUAUGUUGCUAUGAACUACCGUCUCGGCGCAUUCGGGUGGCUAUCUGGCCCAAGUCUCCAGUCGAACGGUACCGCGAACGCAGGACUGCACGACCAGCGGUUGGCGCUGGAGUGGGUACAAGAUAACAUCCACCUCUUUGGCGGCGAUCCGAACCGCGUGACUGUUAUAGGGGAAUCUGCCGGAGGAGGCUCUAUUAUGCAUCAGAUGACAGCUUAUGGUGGCAAAAAUGGCUCAGUGCCCUUCCAGCAAGCAAUCCCUCAGUCACCCGGAUGGGCGCCACAAACCAGCAACUACCAGCAGGAGCAGCAACUAAACGCCUUCCUCGCCUUGCUCAACGUCUCCACCAUCCAGGAAGCCCGCGAGCUUCCCUCCGAGGCUCUGAUAACUGCAAACCUCAUCCAAGUCGGCCGCUCGCCCUACGGUACCUUCACUUACGGUCCAACCGUCGACGGUGACUUCGUCCCCGCCCUCCCGGGUGUCAGCCUACUGCACGGCAACUUCGACCGCCGGGUCCGCGUCAUGGUCGGUCACAAUGCCAACGAAGGUCUCCUCUUCACCAGCCCGUUCAUCACAAACGAUACAGCCUACGAAGCUUACAUACGUCGUAAUAUACCUUCUGCGACGAACGACGUCAUCGAGUACAUCACCAACACGCUCUACCCUCCCGUAUUCGACGGAUCUGAGGGCUACACGGACCAGAUCGGCCGUGUGUCGAAGACUCUUUCCGAGCAGGUCUUCACCUGUAACUCCAACUACCUCGGCCGCGCGUACGGCAACGAGACAUAUGCAUACUUCUUUGCCGUCCCGCCUGCGCUGCACGGCCAGGACGUAGCAUACACCUAUUAUAACGGGCCGAGCAGGAGUGUGGUCAACCAGACAGUGGCGCUGGUCCUGCAGGAGUUCAUCACCAGCUUUGCGGCGACGGGACGGCCGAGCGCGGAGGGCGUUGAGGGAGUUCCGAUGUUCGAUCUGUAUGGCCCGGAGGCGAGCAUCGUCAACUUGAACGUCACUGGGAUUACGGACGGCAUUGAUCGCACGGCUAACGAGCGGUGUUUGUGGUGGCAGAAGGCGUUGUACUUCUAG